UUUUUUUUUAAAAGUAUUAUGAUCAUCUAGGUGGGUCACCUUAAUGGAGAGGUGAGAACAUAUAACUUGGCAGAUUAAAGCACUGCUAGUGAAUUAAUGAAUGUUUUGAACUCCGAAUUAGCAUGUGAAGUUCAAUUGGUUUAAAGUGGUGAAUUAGUGAAUGCAUCAUCGAUUUUAGCUGGAGACAGAAUCUAUUAUGUCACAGUUGAUGCAGAAGGAGGAAAGAAAAAGAAGAAGAAGAAGAAGAAUUUCGCUAAGCCCAAGAAGAAGAAGCAUAGACACCGAAAGGUUAAGUUGGCUACUCUUAAAUUGUACAAUGUCGACAACAAAGGAGUAGUUUAGAGAUCACACAAAUAAUGUCCUUAAUGUCCAUAAGGUGUGUACAUGGCUAAACACUUCGACAGACAUUACUGUGGAACUUGUCACCAAACCUUUAGAAUGGAUGAGGCAACAAUUAAAGCCAACUUAGAAGCAAUCAAAAAAUAACAAGCUGCCAAGGCUGCAGCUGCUGCGGCUGCUGCUCCUGCUGGUGGUGCUGCCGAUAAGGGAGCUGCUGGAGGAAAAAAGGGCAAGAAGAAGUGACAUAUAUUUAGUAUAUUAAUAAAUAAUGCAAUUAAGUCCA
This is a messenger RNA of Paramecium tetraurelia, 622 nucleotides long. RefSeq lists its product as uncharacterized. The record is from RefSeq and is a predicted model, not a curated record. Gene Ontology annotation, biological process: translation. Gene Ontology annotation, cellular component: ribosome. NCBI's taxonomy places the organism in Eukaryota, Ciliophora, Oligohymenophorea, Peniculida, Parameciidae. The transcript is spliced from 2 exons. Gene Ontology annotation, molecular function: structural constituent of ribosome.